GGCAGGAGCCCGCGGAGCAGGUGGGGCGAGGGCCCCGCCUCCGCGUCCCGGCAGCCCCAGAGCAGGCGGCUGCAAGGGAGCUGGGCGCACCGAGCGCAGUGACACCGAGCUCAGUGGCACCGAGAGCAGCGGCACCGAGCGCAGCGUGGCCUCGGCGGCGGCGGCGCCUGGAGCACUCGAGCUGCGGGACAGAGCCCCGAGCCUGGAGGCGGCGGCAGGGACGUCGUCCGGAGCCUGAGUCCUACCUAGCUGCAGGUAGCGGUGCGCGACCGCGUCCGGGGCAGAAACCACUCUCCUGGGACCUUUCAGAAGCAAGAGCCACCAACGCUGUGACCUAUGCCAGUGCCACCUCCGCCACCUCCUCCUCCUCUGCCUCCACCUCCCCCGCCCCUGGGGGCUCCUCCCCCUCCCCCACCGCCAGCGCCUCCGGUAGGUACAGACACUUCCAACUUGAGAAAGGCGGACCCCAAAGGUCGGAGUGCCCUGUUGGCUGAUAUCCAGCAAGGAACUCGCCUACGGAAAGUCACGCAGAUCAAUGACCGCAGUGCCCCACAGAUUGAGAGCUCUAAAGGAACUAACAAAGAAGGAGGAGGGUCUGCAAACUCUCGAGGUGGAAGCACACCCCCAAGCCUGGGAGAUCUGUUUGCUGGCGGCUUUCCUGUGCUGAGACCAGCCGGCCAGAGGGAUGUGGCAGGUGGCAAGAUAGGGCAGGCCCCUGGCUCCCGAGCACCUUCUCCCCGGCUGCCCACGAAAGCUCUUGGUGGCCCACUUAACCCCCCUGCAUCUCCCAGGCUAGGCAAUGCCUCAGAGACUCAUGGCACCUCCAGGACAGUCCCUCCUCGCCCCAGCAUGCCUGCCCCACCGCCUCCCACCCUACCCCCACCUCCUCCACCCCUACCCCCACCCCUGCCCCCUUCCUCCCCCACCAAAGCUCCACUGGUGUCCCCGCCUGGCCUGCCCACCAAAGGGAACACCCCAGGGGUUGCUCCCCCUCUCCCCUCUGCACCUCCCCCUCCUCCGCCGCCCCCACCCCCACCCCUCCCUCCUACCCCACCCCAACCCCCGCUGACCUCUGUUCUCAGUGACAAGGCCUUGAAGCCUCAGCUAGCCCCCUUGCACCUGCCGCCCAUCCCACCCCCACUCCCUCUCCUCCCCCCUUGUGGGUAUCCGGGGCUCAGUGCAGAUGCUGCCAGCCCCACCCAAGAUGUUCGGGAGCCUCCCGCCCCACCGCCUCCACCACCCCCACCCCCUCUUUAUGCCUCCUGUACCCCGAGGUCGUCUGUGCCUGCUCCUCCUUUGCCAGGAGCUAACAAUAACAGUGAGGCUCCACUCCUCCCGCCCCCCAAGUCCCCCGGCUUCCAGGCCCAGCCCCCCAAGUCCAGUGCGCAGGCCUUGCCGACACCGCCAGCCCCUCCAGGAUCGCAGCCAUUCCUGCAGAAGAAGAGGCCCGGCCGAGGCCCAGGGACCAGCGGGGGGAAGCUAAAUCCACCCCCAGCACCCCCUGCGAGAUCACCCACCACAGAGCUUUCAAGCAGAAGCCAACAGGCCCCAGCCUGGACCCCAGCACAGCAGCCGGCAGGUCAACUGCGCAACGGAAGCCUGCAUAUCCUCGAUGACUUUGAAUCUAAAUUCACGUUCCAUACCAUGGAAGACUUUCCUCCUCCAGAUGAAUAUAAACCAUGCCAGAAGAUUUACCCCAGCAAGAUCCCCAGAAUUAUCACUAAAGACACUCCGGUGAGAAGACAGAGGAAGCCAAUGUCCUGUGAGCCGCCUGGGGGUCCACAUCGCCAGAUGGGCUUCCCCAGGAGAACGUGUCUGGCCUCACCAUACUUAAGUUGCAAUUCAUUUAACAUGCAAGCUCUGAGUGGAGCAUUUAUUUAUUGUAAAUACGUGGUUUGCACAGGCUUUAAAUCAGUAUGACAGCUCUUAUUUGCAUAAUUUUAAAAAACCACACCCGUAUUAUGUUUCUCCAUUUUCCAAGGAUGCAUCUUGGCAUUCAUCCAUCACACCGAUAGCACCCUGUCCCCACCCCGUGGUGUCCAUUCCAUGACUGUAAAUAAUGCGUGUGGGCUGGCCCUUCCUAGAUUCUGAACCAUCUUUAGAAGAUUUCCUCGUUUGCAAGUAGUCCCAAAGUCAUAGUCCCCACAGCAGCUUCUUAUCGACAUGAUUCUAUAUUCUCCUCACACACACACUGCAAAAUCAAACCCAGUAAUGCCUUAUAAACACUGCAGCUCAGAGAGAGCAGUGUGUCCCCACGCCCAGAUAAGGCCACACAGCCUUCGGGGAACGAGAUGCCAUGUCUCGCUUCCGUUUUGUAGUACAGGGAUUUUUUUUUUUUCUGCCUCAUGUAAAUAUGACCCAAAAGGAAGGCAAGAGUGGGCUUGGCCCCUCCGAUGCCAAGCACAGGGCCCUUUUGUAACAGAAAGCUCCUACAAGUAGCCAACGCCCUUCCUGUUUACAGUGCCCCCGGUUCCCACGUGCCCCUGGCUUUCCUCAUGUCCGCCUAAGUUCCCAACUCCUUCCUGGCUUCUAGGGUAAGGCGAGAUUCAUGAGACUUAGGUAUUUUUUUUUUCUGCAAGUUAGAAACCUAUAUAACUCAUUACUAUAGUCAAUUGCAUAUUCUAUCUCAGAGAUGGUUGUUUGUUUGUUCUCCCCAAGAGUGGGAUUUUCACGGAAACUAGGACAUGAGGACGUGUAGAUAGAAGCCUCUUGGCCAAGUAUCUGCCUCACUGACCUGGUGCCUCACUCCUGUGCUUAGGAAGCCUGGCAGCCCCCGCCCGGCAAACGCAGCUCCCUUCCAAACUAAAGAGGGCCUGAUGGGUCUGAGAGCUCCCCCUGCCCUGUGGGGGGCGCACUUCUCUGUCGGGGAGAAGUGCCCAAGGCCAGCCACCCCGGAAUAUGGAACUGGUCGGGAACGGCUCUGGCUGCUGUUCUCACACCCUUUUUCUGGAGCUGGCAAGGAAGUGGAAGUGUGUGUUUGCUUGCACCUAACCCCAGAUGCCCCCCGUCCUUGGAGGAAGCUGUAAGAAGGGAAGGAGAUAAAAUAGAAUGAAACAGACUGACCCCAGGUCUGUGCUCAAAAUAGGUGCAGAUUAAAGGAAAAGGGGGGGGCGGGUGCGGAAAGAGCGGUGGAAAAACAAGUGUCCUUUGGAACAACCCACUCAUGUGCUCAGACCUGAAGGACACCGUGCCCAGACCAAACCAUCCAGAACAGGUAGCCGGUUAGGAGGGUUUGGGCAAACGUGACUGCGUACACUUUGCUGUUGUCUAAAGACUAAGAUGGCAUCCUACAUUGUUGUGCUUUCUCAUUCCAGAGAGGAGCCGCUGAGCAAGGUCAAGUGCCCUUCUCUGGGGAAUCAGUCAUGCCAAAUUAUCACUGCUAACCCAAUUGGAAAAGCAGCUUUUUGCAGGUCAGCAGCUCUGGGCAUAGCUGAUUGGUUUUAUUGGUUCUGGAAGGUUUCCAAAAGGUCGGGAUUUCUUUAUUAUAACGGGACCCGCUCCAUCUCCCUCCCAGCUGUAGGAAAAUAAUUACAAGGGUUUUAAUUAUCAUGAUGAAGAAAGCCCAAGACAAAGGCAAGUCCACCUUCCGUGGAGACUGGCUGCCCCAUGAGGUGUUUAUGCAUUCACGUUCCACACCCCUGGGAUAGAAGUUAAAAACAAAACCUAUCAAGGACAGAGGGGAGGGAGGGGCAGAAACCAGAAACUGCAGCUAGGGAGACAUCUCAGGAAUCUGGCCUCCUAUCUCUCCUCGAGACCCGUCACUGAAUUCAGCGCGUCCGCUGGCAGGACAGACCUCAAGCCCCUUGACCAUAAACUCACGCAGAGCCAACGAGUUCCAGAGCUCUUGCCACUCUCCAGUGUUCUCACUGACCCCGUCGUCUGUGGCUCCCCCGUGUUUCAUAUGUAUUUUAUAUUUAUUGAUGUGCCCUCUGCAGACUCAUUUCUUUGUAUCCAAUAAACUUUAAUAAGUGGAAA
Mustela lutreola (European mink) is the source of this 3975-nucleotide messenger RNA. It is a transcript of the gene WIPF3, whose product is annotated as WAS/WASL interacting protein family member 3. Bases 337 to 1920 code for a protein of 527 amino acids. Gene Ontology annotation, biological process: exocytosis; Arp2/3 complex-mediated actin nucleation; retrograde transport, endosome to Golgi. The record is from RefSeq and is a predicted model, not a curated record. NCBI's taxonomy places the organism in Eukaryota, Metazoa, Chordata, Mammalia, Carnivora, Mustelidae. Gene Ontology annotation, cellular component: WASH complex; early endosome; recycling endosome. Gene Ontology annotation, molecular function: gamma-tubulin binding; alpha-tubulin binding; actin binding. The transcript has 8 exons.